Messenger RNA from Lodderomyces orthopsilosis Co 90-125, 1764 nucleotides. RefSeq names its product ribosome dissociation factor GTPase. The transcript is spliced from 2 exons. Gene Ontology annotation, molecular function: GTP binding; GTPase activity. The record is from RefSeq and is a predicted model, not a curated record. Gene Ontology annotation, biological process: translation. The coding region runs from base 1 to 1764 and encodes 587 amino acids. NCBI's taxonomy places the organism in Eukaryota, Fungi, Ascomycota, Pichiomycetes, Serinales, Debaryomycetaceae.
AUGGAUUACGAUGAAGAUGAAUUAGACUACAACUCGCAAGACGAGCUAGACCAAUUUGAGGAAGAUAAAUUAACGAAUGAAGAAUACGAAUUACUACAUGAACUAUUGCCCCAAUUGAAAGCAAAGUUGAAGUCUUUUAAUGACGACAUACCGGAAUUAGCAUUGAAAGAAGCUCUCUACUUCAACUACUUUGAACUAGAGCCAUCAAUUGAAGAACUAAAGUCCAAUUUUAAGAAAAAAAUCACGAAGGUGCAAAAUAACUUCAACAAGCCAUCACCUGAUGACGAGAUUCUAAAUGCACAGAAACAAGCAUUCGAAGGGGUUGGAAACUUGAAGAUUGACGAAGCACCAAAGGAGAAAAGCGCAAGUAAAGUUAAAGAAACCAAACCGUUAAAGAAGGUUGACAUUGACAAAGAAUUAACGAGUAACCCGCAAUUCAGCAAACCUCACAAAUCCUUUGUCGUUAUUGGCCAUGUCGAUGCAGGAAAGUCAACACUUAUGGGAAGACUAUUGUUCGAUUAUGGUAUAGUCGACGCCAAAACAGUCAACAAACUAGUUAAAGAGAGUGAGAAAAUAGGUAAAGGUUCUUUUGCUUUGGCAUGGAUUAUGGACCAGACAGAAGAAGAGAGAAGUCAUGGAGUUACUGUAGACAUCUGUGCUACUGAUUUUGAAGUUGAAAGUACUAAAUUCACUGCCAUUGAUGCUCCUGGUCACAGAGAUUUUGUUCCACAAUUGAUAGGCGGUGUUUCCAAUGCAGACUUUGCCUUAUUGGUAAUCGAUUCGAUAACUGGUGAGUUUGAGGCAGGAUUUGCUUUAGAUGGACAAACGAAAGAACACACAAUAUUAGCCAAGAACUUGGGAAUUGAAAAGAUUUGUGUUGUUGUAAAUAAGAUGGAUAAGGAGAAUUGGAGUGAAAAUAGAUUCGAAACAAUAAAGACCCAAAUGUUGGAGUUUUUGACUAGCCUGGGUGUGGAUUUCAAACCAGAGCAAAUUGAUUUUGUUCCGAUUUCGGGACUAACUGGCAAUAAUGUGGUAAAGAGGGACCAAUCUAUUGAGCCUUUCAAAUGGUACACAGGUCCCACAUUAGCACAAUACAUUGAAAAUGUUCCAUUGGCAACAAUCAGUGAAACGAAUAUAUCCCAAGAGCCAUUCUAUCUCUCGGUUCAUGACGUCUAUAAAGAUAAAGGUGAUUUGAAAGUGAUUGGUAAGAUAAACAGCGGGUUUAUACAGACAAGAGAGACUGUUGUGUUCCACCCAAGUGGAGAGAGGUUGCAAGUACUGUCCAUACUAGUAUCUCAACAAACAGUUGAUUUUGCAAUUGGUGGUCAAUUGGCUACUUUGUUGUUCAAAAGUAGUCAGGUGUCUAAUGACUCAGCAGAUAUUGUACGUAUUGGAGAUGUUGUGUCAAAGGUACAAUCAUCGAUUAAAACUGUGAAAAAAUUCAUUGCAUCUGUUAACUUGUUCAAUAUAGACAAACCACUUUUGGUAGGUAUGCCAUUUAUAUUAUUCAGAAACAGCAGUCAAGUCCCUGCCAGAAUUACCAAUAUUAUUGAAAUCACAGACUCGACCAAGAAGAAGAAAAAGAGGCUUUUACACUUGACUUCAAAACAAAAUGCAAUUGUCGAAAUUGAGGUUGAUGGCGGUGCGUCAUUACCAUUGACUACCUACGAGGACAAUGCAAAAUUGGGCAGAAUAGUUCUUCGUAGAGAAGGGCUCACAAUAGGGGCAGGAAAAGUAACUGAAAUUAGAUUGAGUAGCCACUAA